Helicoverpa armigera (cotton bollworm) is the source of this 4509-nucleotide messenger RNA. Its product is annotated as sin3 histone deacetylase corepressor complex component SDS3. Gene Ontology annotation, cellular component: Sin3-type complex. The record is from RefSeq and is a predicted model, not a curated record. NCBI's taxonomy places the organism in Eukaryota, Metazoa, Arthropoda, Insecta, Lepidoptera, Noctuidae. The transcript has 7 exons. Gene Ontology annotation, molecular function: histone deacetylase binding. Gene Ontology annotation, biological process: negative regulation of transcription by RNA polymerase II. The coding region runs from base 206 to 1216 and encodes 336 amino acids.
GACGGGUUGCAUGAUGCUUUUUGUCCAGUUUUUGACUUAAAACAGCUUCAAUUUGCUCCAAUUUCAUUUUUUCAUCGAAGUGGAAUUAAUGUUAAAUUCUUUAUAUGAGUGACAUAACUGGUAAUUGCCAUUUGUUGCUCGUGUCUGUAUCGGUGUUACUCGUUGUCAGAGUUUGUUUCUGAGACGGUGAUCGCACCCAAUCUGUAUGCAACUAUUACGCGUCUCCUCUACUAUGUCUUGCCAAGGAUCAUAUUCGGGCCCCGGGGACGAGUAUGACUUCGAGGACGAUGGGUACGACGACCUGGACGGGUACAGAGACAGAGAAGACACGUUACCAUCAGCACCGCCAGUCGACGACAGUGACGAAGACACAGAAGAAGCCAGUGAGACAGACAUACCAAACAAUGACGAGCCACUUGAAGUUAAGGAACAAUUAUACCAGGAUAAGCUAGCAAACCUGAAGAAGCAGCUACAGCAGUUGGAAGACGGCAUCCACCCAGAGUUCCUCAGGAGGGUCAAGAGGCUAGAGCACCAGCUGCACGAGAGGCUAAGGAUAAACAAAAUAUAUAGGGAACACAUGUACGAUGUAGUAGAAAGAGAGUACAUAGCAGAGAAGAAGGCAGCAGCGAAAGAGUUUGAAGAGAAGAAGAUAGAGUUGAGGGAAAACCUGCUGAACGACUUCGAGGACAAGAGGAAAAUGAUUGAGAGUGAACGCCACAGUAUGGAGCUAAAUGGAGAUUCUAUGGAGGUUAAGCCCGUAAUGAAGCGCAUAUUAAGACGGCGGGCUAAUGAGCCUGCGCCGGCGCCGGAGAAGCGCCGCAAGCCGCUGACGACGACGCUGACGUUCCAGCUCGACGAGCGCGACAUCGACGCCGACCUGCGCGCCAUCGCGCGACACUCGCCGCCGCGACAUGCGCCCGCGCAUACACUGCCUAGGAAGCACUACAAUUCUAGUACUUGUGAGUCCCCGGUGCGUGAGAGCGGCGAGACGACGGAGACGCGCGUGGAGGACGGCAAGCUGCUGUACGAGCGGCGCUGGUACCAUCGCGGACAGAGCGUCUCCGUGGAAGGACGGGACCUGCCCAAGUUCCCUGGACACAUACAUGCCAUUACUGAUGAGGCGAUAUGGGUAAAGAAAACAAACCUGGAGCGGGUACGGAUAUACAUAUCUCAGUUAGCCCGCGGUAAAGUGACGUUAAAACGACGCGCGUCAUAGACAACAGACCAUAGACUAAGUGUUCAUAGUGCAAACGCUAGAUGUGGAGUGAGUGUCAAGUGGCGGGAAAAGAGUGGCUGCAUACAACACUAUGGUACAUGUUUUUAUACGUGACAAGUCCUUAGUAAUAAUAUAAGAGUUCUCGCUAAACUUCAUGAUGGUCCGCUGAUACCUAAAAUAGGUUUCAUGUAUGGUGACGACAAAAAGUUUGGCGAGAGCUAUAUGAAUGUGAAUUUCACGCAGUUUCGCCUGGAACCUCAAGGAAGAAAAAUUCCAGUAUAUGUUGUUUCUUAGGUGCAAAUUAGUAGAACCGUGAAAAAGGAACGACAUAAGUAUUGCUAUCUUUAAAUAAUUACUGAGUGGGAAAGAGAGCUGAAUUUGUUACUCUUGCUGAAUCUUUCUACUAAAGAAGUUUUAAAAUUAAUUUAUUCAACUUGUUGAGUGGAUCAUUUAAUGAGUUUCUCUUUCAAAUUGAGUUUUAGAGAGAAAUUAACAGUGUAACAGGCAAGAAAUAUUGUUCGAAAUAGCAGUACUAUAAGUUGUUAUGUUUAAUCUGGCCUGAAACAAAAUUGAAUGUUCCUUCUUACUAUGGAUGAAUACUAAGUAUUGGUAUAGGCCUAUCUGAUGUAUCUAUCAAUAACUUCAGAGGAUCACUAACGUUCAAAAGUUGAUGCCAGCUAUUAUUUGAACAUCUUUGGAAUACCCAUGCCUACCGCCAAACUUUCUGGCUUCCAACUUACCAUACCAGUCCUCUUUGGUAGGACUGGUUAUUAAACUCUCUGGCUCCCAACUAACCAGUCAUACCAAAGUUUUAUCAAAGGUUUUCUGGUCAAAACUCAGGUAACUGGGUUUAAGAGUUCAGAGGCAGUCUCCAUUUAGUACACAGGUGCUAAGGCUGGAAACAGUGUUCGAACAGUUACGUAGCUAUAUCUGUGCAAGUCUAUGAACGUGCACACAGCUACGCUGACGGUACGCGCGUGAUUUUGUAUGUGGGUCGGUCGGGACGUACGGUCAGCACUGACCGUCGGCCGAGCACUGUUUCCAGCCUAAGAUGCAGCCAGUUAGACUGGAAGCCAACAUAAUUGAGAAGUGGCUAGGCAGAUAGUAUAAAGUGAAAUUAACUCAUCAUAACUACUAUAUCUUAGCUUAUUAUGAAAUUAUUACUUGGCAAAACUGUUUAGACAAAAUUGGACAUGAAAUUAUAUUAUACAUAGACUAGUAAAAGAUAUAUUUUUUUAUUAGAUGUUUUUAAGUUUCGCCAAGUAAUUUUAAAAGAGCGAGGUAAUUAAUCUAAGUAAUAAACAUUUUUUUGGCUCUUCAUUUGCCUAGCCUUUUCCCGAUUAUGUUGGGGUCGGCUUCCAGUCUAAAUGGUUGCAACUGAGUCUCAGUGCUUUGCAUGGAGUGAAGUUGGCUGUUGGUCAUUUUCAUCAAUUAAUCUAUGAACUGGCAUAAUGGAUCCACCUGAAACAAAAUAUCUAACAAUAGGCCUAUAGUCCAGACAUUGUCAAAUAAGUUUAUAUUAAUUCCAUAUUCCAACAAUAUCACAAAUAAGGUUUGUUGCACUAAACUAUACUCAAGCAAAACACAUGCUCAAAAUGAAUGAACUUUGAACAGUGUCCACCUUAUUAUAAAACGUGGUUUUAAAAAAAACUGGGUAUGGUACUGAGUAUAGAGCUUCAUCAGAGAGUACGUAAAUGUCGGUCCUGCGCCUGAUUUCUCUCCGGUAGUGUCGGAUUGCCGUCCCAUCGGGCGCAGAGAGUGAAGGAAUAGUGAGUGCACCUGUGUCUGCGCAAAUGCUCGUGCACUAUAACAUGUCCUGCCCAGCUGGCUGAUCUCCUUAAGUGAGAACAGCCGCCGCGCGCCGUGGCCGAAAUCUUCCCUGAACGCCAUUAGAGCUUCAACUUCGUUCGACACGGUUUAUACCUAGUACUAAAGCCGGCAGUUUCUCAAGACCACGUUCUUUAAUAAGUAGCUAUAGGUUUUAAGCAUGAUUGGCUAGUAUGAAACCAUGCUUGACUUAUAGUCAUAAAUAUGUGGGCCUAGAAUGGCUCCUGAUCUCAAAACUCAAGCACAAUAAUUACUGUACGAAUUUUUGUGUUUAUGUAUGAGGGUAAUUCUGAUAUACUGUGGAGGUCUACCUAAUGAUGUAAAUAAAUAUAUACCAUGUAUUUUGUUAUAAUUAUCGGCACGUAUCUUGAGCGCUGACCUUCACCUGCGCAGAAGUAAUUAAUUGAGUCCCUUUUGUGGUAUGAAGUGAGGCGCGGGGGCGGGCUAAAGCGGUGAUUGGCCUACAGUGCAUCGCGUCAUAGCCGUCACUCGGGAUUGGUUCUUUGCUAAUAAAUCACUUCUGCGCAAGUGAAGGUCAGCGAGUGCCGAUGAUUCUACUUUAUAGUUAUUCGGUUACUAGAAGAAUGAAAUAUGACACGGUCUUUGUCUGUCGUUUCUGAUUGAUUGUAACGCACCCCGCGUGAGGUAUACGAAGGAAAAAUCUCUGAAAAAUAAUCAAAAUCUGUUCAAUCCAGUCCAGUUUCAUCUCCAAACGGCAAUGCUUAGCAUAGAAAUUACGAGCUUAUAUUGUAAGUGUAUGAUAUUGGAAAUUUACAAAAGAUUCAUAGAAAUCGAAUUGAAACAUUUUCUUACCCAACUGCGAUAGAAGGAGGGUUUUGUUUUUAAUUGAUUGUAAAUCUCUGAUCUAGAAUUUUAUGAAUUUAAUACAGUGGACCUCCACUGUUGAAAGUGAUUUAAUUUAUCGAUAUUGAAACUGUACAUAGAUUAGGAACUUAUUGUCCUCACAAAUGUUUGUCAUUAAAAAUUCGCUGAGGUUGAUAUUAUAGAAAAAAAAAACUCAAACAUAGAUCUUGUCUUGUACAUAGAUUCGGAGCUUUUCGGUUGAAUCUAAUUUUAAGUAGUGCCUAAGUUUUGAGUACAGCUCUAUAAUAUCAACCCUAGAUUUUGAAAAUCCAGGAUUUGUAACGGAGAUAUGUAUUUCACGAAUCUAUCUCCAAAACCAUGUACAGUAAAGGAAUUAUUUGACUAUCUACGACUCAAAAUGCAGUAUUGAAACAUGUAAAUAAUGUACAUUGUAUGUAGUAUAUGAUCAAAUGAGGUUCUAUGUAAAUGGAGAGGAGAUUUUGUACUGUCCACUUUAUUUCAGAUUGUUUUUUUUUUAUAUAUUUUUGUGAUUUAUUACUAUUGUAAAUGAGUUGUGAAUUGAGAUGUAAAUAGUAUGAGAAGUUUUUACGUAUGUAAAUGAUAUUGAGACAAGAUCUUUUAAUUAUAUUGUAUGAUAAGUC